Molecule: messenger RNA, 1434 nt
Organism: Iphiclides podalirius (scarce swallowtail)
Lineage: Eukaryota; Metazoa; Arthropoda; Insecta; Lepidoptera; Papilionidae
Source: the annotation of a GenBank genome assembly
AUGGCUUUGGCGAAGGGCCUUAGGCCUUUGCAGAGUCUGGAAGUUGCCCAUAAGCAAGUCUUUGGAUAUGGAGCUUUGACCUGGGAGUGGCAAAAGGGCAUAAGAAGUUACCUAUACCCUAGCAUUUUCGCUGCACUGUACUCCAUUCUUAAAUUUACUGGAUUGGACAAUCCUGAAGCUGUGGUUUUACUUCCACGCUUAUUCCAAGCCAUUGUUAGCACUGUAGCAGACUACAGCUUUUAUAAAUGGACAGGUGGGAGGAAAUGGGCACUGUUUCUCAUUCUCACUCCAUUCUUUUGGUUUUACACAUCUGGAAGGACACUACUGCAAACCAUGGAGACUGCUUUGGUCUCAAUAGCCCUAUCAAUAUUUCCAUUCAAAGAUGGAAAACUUGGUUAUUAUGAAAAAGAAAGUAACAAAUGGGUGUGGCUGGCCUGCAUUUCAACAUUUCUACGACCUACUUCAGCUCCAAUAUGGCUUGUGCUAGCUAUUUAUAACAUUUCGACAACUUAUCAAGGCAAGCUAAAAUUAGUGACACACACCUACAUACCUAUUGGAAUGAUUGUUAGUGGAGCUCUAGUGGCUUUGGACACAUAUUUCUAUGGGAAACUCAUAAUCACACCAUGGGAGUUCUUCAAGUUCAAUGUCCUGCAUGAUAUUGCAUCCUUCUAUGGAACACACCCAUGGUAUUGGUACUUAAGCAGUGGUCUUCCUGUUGUCCUUGGUAUCAAUGUGUUGCCCGUCGCGUGGGCCAUCUACACCGUACUAAGGCGCCGCCAAGAAAACCGGACCGGAAUGCUCUUGUUGGUAGCUGCGGCCCUGCAUUUGACGUUGCACAGUUUCAUACAGCAUAAAGAGUUUAGGUUUGUAUUGCCGCUUCUACCAAUACUGAUGUACUUGGCUCAAAGUGUCAUCGUACCUUGGAGCAGGAAAGCUACGCCGUGGAAGUUGUAUUUGGUAGCUGGUAGCUUGCUGUUGGGGAAUGCUGUGCCUGGUGCUUAUUUGGGGCUGGUCCACCAAAGCGGCACUGUACAAGUUAUGCCCCUGCUCAGAGAAGCGAUCGGAAACAACAAUAGGUCUUCAAUUCUGUUCAUGAUGCCCUGCCACUCCACACCAUUGUACAGCCACCUGCACGUGAACGCGACGGCGCGCUUUCUGCGCUGCGACCCCCCCGCCCCGGGCGAGACUUACGAGUCGGAGGCGUUCUACAACAACCCGCUGCGCUGGUGGAGGGCCGAGUACUCCAGCCGACAGAGCCCGGACCUGGUCGUCAUGUUCGACGUGCUGAGGGGCCGCGUCGAGGCUCUGCUGCAGGGCUACACGCUGCUCCACGAGCUGCCACACACGCAGUUCCCGAAGGGAGAAGUCGGGGAGAAAGUGCUAGUAUAUCAGAAGACGAAGUCUCAAGCGAAGCCAACAACAGACGAGGCCAUU